Molecule: messenger RNA, 1286 nt
Organism: Schistocerca serialis cubense
Lineage: Eukaryota; Metazoa; Arthropoda; Insecta; Orthoptera; Acrididae
Product: protein ovarian tumor locus-like
Exons: 10
Coding region: 84-1286 (400 amino acids)
Biological process (GO): protein deubiquitination
Molecular function (GO): cysteine-type deubiquitinase activity
Source: RefSeq, a predicted model, not a curated record
CGCCAGCAGUGGUGGAUGUGGGGAGAGAAAUGGCGGAGUUUUGAAAUUUGUAAGACUGGAUGUCAUGAACUGCUAUAUAUAUUAUGACUAUUAAGAUCAUGGCACGUCGUAAGUUCUGUGCAAAGAAUUCUGAUCCAAUGGACCAGUGGCUGGAGUCACAUGGAUUUUAUCGCAAGCACACAGCAAGAGAUGGAUCUUGUUUAUUUAGAGCAGUUUCAGAACAGAUUUUCUUCACACAGGCUGCUCAUAAAAUAGUCCGUAAACAUUGUACGGAUUAUAUGUUAAGACAAAGGAUGAAAUUCAGUAAGUUUGUAGACGGUUCGUUUGAUGACUAUGUGAAAAAAAUUCGAAAUGUGAAUGAAGCUGGUGGUACUUUGGAACUGCAGGCAAUUGCAGAAUUUUACCGGCGUGAUGUGCACAUAUUCCAGCAAAUUGGAAAACCACCAAUACCUCUUACAAAACAUGGUUAUCAGGAACAAAUUGUUUUAUGUUAUUCAUCAGAAACACAUUAUGAUUCUGUGUACCUGAAUUCCUAUAUUAAUAAUGCUGGAUUUUGCCAGUCAAUUGUUUAUACAAUACUCUAUUCCAAUGUUUUUUUGAUGAAUGAUGUAAGCACUGCUGUAGAAAUAAUGUUACGGAAGUCAGUGACUGCAAAGAAAAAAAAUUUUGUGGAUUUUGAGGACACAGAGAGUCUUAAUGUGUUUACAAAUUCACCAAAACCGGAGACUAUCGAAAAUGAUGAAUUGCUUAGCAACAUGAAAUAUUUAAUUGCAUGUGGACUAGUUCCAUUUCCGUACAAGGUUGCUAAGGCAUUAGAUCCAAAUAUAUACAGAAAUGUAGAAUUUGAUGCCUGGAGUGAUAUGAAAAGAGACAAAAAAUAUGGAAUUCUUCAAGGAAAUGAACUUGGUGAAGGCGUCAGGUGCUUGGUGAAACUUAACCCAGAAAAACUAUUUUAUGCUUACAUACAACAUAUGGAACCAGAUGAGGGACCAGUUGUUGUGUAUGUGGAAGAUCUUGCAAAAAUGUGUACAGUUGAAUACAGUCAACUGGAACCCUUGCCAAAAAAUGAAAGGCCUCCAUUGCCUCAACCAACUCGCCGAAUUCGUGUAAGAAAUGUUUUGCAGAAAUUAGCAUUAAAUGCUGCUUACGAUUUUGGAACAAAACUUAAAAAAACUCGAGCCGGUAAGCCUCGAAAAGUGAAAGAAGACUUGUGUCGUAUCCAAAGUUCAAAUGUUAGUUCCACUCUUAUGACGCAGAAGCUGCCUCUACACAAUGAAAAGAGGUGA